Messenger RNA from Gadus morhua (Atlantic cod), 10416 nucleotides. RefSeq names its product nucleolar protein 4-like. NCBI's taxonomy places the organism in Eukaryota, Metazoa, Chordata, Actinopteri, Gadiformes, Gadidae. The coding region runs from base 972 to 3311 and encodes 779 amino acids. The transcript has 11 exons. The record is from RefSeq and is a predicted model, not a curated record.
AGGGCUGCAGGGUGCGCGCACACAUGUCCCGUCUGCACGCUGUGAUCCGCUCCUUGUAUAAGGCGGUUCAGGGCCGGGCGAGAGGAACACAAUAGCUACCACGGUGUCGAUCAAACGGCCCCCUUAUCGUUAAACGACAGGUGGGAAAUAGAGACCAAAGUGUGUUCCACAGUUACCAUUCAGAGAGCAGGACCGAAGGCGGUGCUGGCUCUUUCGGGACGACGGGAGGGCUCUCGCGGCGUGUUGUUCGGAUUCAAACAGGUGUCUCGCGCUCUCCCAUCAGCAGGUAGUGGAGCAGCAGAGAUCCGCCCGCGAGGAGGCACCACAGGUUCUUUCUGAUUUCGACGCAUUCCUCGUUGGUCGAUACAUUUUCGGGAUUUUUUUUAUUUAUUUUUUCAUUACCUAAGACUAACGGGACAAGGAACUCAUAAUUAGGACAAAAGCAUAAGAUUAUCCAAGCGACAUAGCAUUUAACCACCUCCCAGCCCCCGACCCCGACAGGUGGGAAGAGAGCUUUGGGACACCCCCACCCCCCCCCCACUCGCUUCUUCUCUUUCCCCAGCGGAGGAGACGAGGCGGUGACUGACAUCCCCACGGGACGGCCCGACCGACCAUUCUGUUAACAGGUGUGUGCGUGUGUGAGGGGCACACCGCACACUACCUCCUACCAGCGACUCAUUGUUCUUCAUCGAGCCCUUUGAUAGUCCCACUCACCCGCCGGUGCGCGAGAGCAGUGAUGGAGCAAGCGUUUAAUUUGAAUUUCAUUUAAAAACACGGAUGCAAAAUUUAAAACGUUUGGGUAAUUUUUUAUAUUUUUUUAGGGCUUUGCUUGACGAGGAGGAUACGACCCGAGUCGAUUGAAGAGCUCAGGGAUUUUGUAUAGGCUAACGACCAACAUUCAAAUUUGUCUCAUCUGGACCGACCAAACAAAGUAGACAUUUGUUUACGGCGGUUAGCUUUGAGCAUUUAUCAUGACGACCAGGAGACCCGCCGUGAAUCCGGCGGGGACCUCCGACAACCAGCAAAGCCAGAAUCCCAAAACCCCCAGCCCCGACAACGGUGUGUCUGUGUCUGAUGCAGCCGGGGCAGGGGUCGAGAUGUUCCAGGAAUGGUGCCUCCGGACCUACGGCGACUCCGGCAAAACCAAGACCGUCACUCGCCGUAAAUACAACAAAAUCAUCCAGACCCUGAAGCACCUCGAGGACGACCACCGAGGCUGGAUCUUCCGCGAGAAGAAUACCAUCAACGCCAAAUUCAAAUUCUGGGUCAAGUCGAAGGGCUUCCAAGUGGGGUCGCUGCAGGAGGGGGUCGGCGGCUCCCCGGACAGAGCCGUGCUCUUCGUGCCCAUCAAGGCUACGUGUAUAGAUGGUGCACCCGGGUCAGACCCGUCUCUGAAGCGCGUGGCCAUUGUGGAGGACUUCUUUGACAUCAUCUACGCCAUGCACGUGGACAUCACUUCAGAUCCUGGGAAGAGCCCUAAACACGCCGGGCAGAAGAAGACCUACAGAGCUAUAGCGGAGACCUAUGCGUUUCUGCCCAGGGAGGCAGUGACCCGCUUCCUGAUGAGCUGUGGAGAGUGUCAGAAGAGAAUGCACAUCACCACCACCGGUCUGGAGUCGAAAGAGAACGACCGGCCGACGUCCCUCGCUCCGGACAUGAUCGACUACAACAUGCCGCUGACCACAGCCUACCUGAAACACAUGGAGCUACAGUGUGGGAGCAACAUGGACAAGGAUGACAGCUUGCUAAGCAGUGAGGACGAGAUGAGUGAGUCCACGUGGCUUGCGGCCGACCCGGGGCCAGCAGACAGGAUGAGCCACAGUCCCCAUCGCGCACACAGCAAAGACGAGGACGAUGACUCAUCUUCAGAGAGUGGCAGCGGGAACGGCCUCCCUGCCUUGACCCCGCCCUCCUCCGCCAUAAAUGACAGCUCGGUUGUCAGGGCGAUGGAAGUCGUUAACGGCAACGGCGGCCCCGCCCCGCUGGACUUCAGCACGCCCACGUCCUCCUCUUGCUCGUCGGAGGACCAGCAGCCAAUCAACCUCAGCGACCCCCCCGCCCCGCGAGCGGCGCCACAGCCGCCCGCCAACCAACUGCCCCUGACGGUGUCCGCCGCCGCCGCCGCUCUGCUGGGCGCCCUCCACCCGGACGCGCCCGAGGAGCUCCGCAGGAAGUACCCCCUGGCCAACAAGCCCGGCCUGGCCCCGCUGACGCACGUGCACCCCAACCACACGCACGGCACGCGCACGCCGCACACGCACGCGCACGUGGCCGACCUGCGACUGGACCGCGACGGCCGGGACUACGGGGGGAAGUCUCCCCAGUACAGCUCCAGAGGCAGCUACGACAGCGUGAAGACGGAGCUGUGCGCCGAGGACUUGACGAUGGGGCGCCAUGGCAACCAGGUGGCCCCCAACGACGACGAUGACGACGACCAUGACGACCACGAGGACAGCGACAAGAUCAACGACGGCGAGGGGGUGGACCCCGAGCGGCUGAAGGCCUUCAACAUGUUUGUUCGGCUGUUUGUGGACGAGAACCUGGACCGCAUGGUCCCCAUAUCCAAACAGCCCAAGGAGAAGAUCCAGGCCAUCAUCGAGUCCUGCAGCCGCCAGUUCCCAGAGUUCCAGGAACGGGCGCGCAAGCGAAUCCGCACCUACCUCAAAUCCUGCCGUCGCAUGAAGAAGAACGGGAUGGAGACUCGCCCCACACCCCCACACCUCACCUCGGCCAUGGCGGAGAACAUCCUGGCGGCCGCCUGCGAGAGUGAAUCACGGAAGGCUGCCAAGAGGAUGCGUCUGGAGGCCUAUCACGACGAGCAGAGCAUCCUGGACAAGCCGGCCGGCGGCAGCGCAGGGCUCCGGGAACCCGCCUCUCUGACUAGCUCCGCCUCCAUGGCUAACUCCGCCUUCUCCCUCGCCGCUUCGGCCUUCGCCUCCCAGGACGCCCAGCUCUAUAUCAACGGGGCGGGCUACGGUUACCGUGGAUACGCCAGCCUGGGUACCACCAUGCCCCACCCUGUAUCCCUGAUGACCAGCACUGCUACUCAGAGCAACGGUCCUACUGACCUCAGCAUGAAACCCGUGGCCUCCAGCCUCACUUCCUCCUCCAGCGCCUCCACCCAUAACAGCUUAGCUGUACGGGCCAAUGGAGGGGGAGGAGGAGGAGGAGGAGCGGGCGGGGCUUCCACCCAGCUCAGCCAACCAGAGAUCACGGCUGUGCGUCAGCUGAUCGCCGGAUACAGGGAGUCUGCCGCCUUCCUGCUGCGGUCGGCAGAUGAACUGGAGAACUUGAUUCUGCAGCAAAACUGACCCACUGACACAAACACACGCGCACACACACACACACACAUGCACACACACCUCUACUCCCUACGGGUUCGUUUUGUGACCUUUAUAUUGUCGGUCCGUCUGUCUGUCUGUCUCCCAAUGCUCCCUCUUUGUCCUCAAUGAUGAACGUACGAUACGUCCACCCCACACUCCUCCUAAAGCCCUCGUUUUGAGGAGGAGAGGCAAAGGGACCGAAGGAGAGCACUUGGGAGGGCAUCCUACUCCUUCCCUCUCUUCUUCCUCUCUCUUGCCCCAAGGGUUAGGGUUAGGGUUGACCCUAGGCCCCUUAACCCUGGUCAGGGUACGGUCAGCUUCUCACAAUCAAACCCUUCGCCGGGACAAGACAUUUAAAGGAAGAAGAAGAGGAGAGAGAAAGGAGAGGGGAGGAGGAGAGUGAAACCACAGCCUGCAGGGAUAUUGGGCCUGCUACUACUGUGUACUUUCUGAACGACGACACUGCCCCCGUGUGGCUCGUAACAGGCGCUUAGGAAUCAGGAUCACAUUCCUGCAGAGGGUAUUUUGGAUUGAAUGGGGCCGUCCCGUACCUCUCGUCUUAAUAUCACAAGGCGAGAGAAAGGACCCCCCCCCCCAGAAUGGGUACUACUAAAAAAAACGGUUUGUUUAACGACCUGUGUUUUUUUGUUUUUGAACGUUUUCAUUUGUGAUUUUUUUUUUUGGUAGCCCGGUGAACAUUUCAGUUUAGGUUUGACUCCUGCAGCGACUGGAGGCCAGGCAGUUGAGCUUAUCUUCUCCAUCUAAAAGAUAGCACUCACUCCACAAAGGCCCGCGGCCCUGCUUUGAGCAGGCCCAAGCUCAAGGACAAAACCUGGAAACGAAAAGAGAACGGAUCUUUCGGUUGGUAAAAAAGAGGACUGUUUUGGGGACCUUUUGUUGCUUGUAAAUAAGCUCUCUGUGUCCUAUAGCACUUUUACUUUCCCAAACAACUCACCUUAAACCUUUCCCUCAAAUCUACCCAACGGGCCUUUUUUUUAACCCAGGGAGGAACUUGCUUACUUAUGCAUCCAAGACGCCAUGUUGACCGCCAGGAAAUACCUCAGACCACGUCUGCCAACUCCCUCUUCAAGUACGCACACACACGUACAUACCAACAAACGGCCCAGGUAUAUCGUGACCUUUCAACCCGAUACAACUUAACUCUUAACACCGCCUGUUGUCUUUUGAAGGAUACUUUUCAUUGGAACAAAAAACGACCGCACAAAAAACUAACGUCAAAAAGAGAUGGCAUUUCAACAACCGGUCUUUGAACCUUAAACGUCUUUAAAAUACUUUUUGUUUGUGCAAGCUCACUUGCUUGCGGCUGUAUAUAACGAGUCCGUCCCUUCCGGAAAUUACUUCUGGAGAUCUGGACUCAGAAGAACUAAAACUAAGUGGGUUUUUGUAGAAGAAAGACUUUCUCCUGGAAGGGGACAACCUGCUUUCUGGUGGCUUCUUUACCACCCACUUUUACUUUUCUAAAAAGUUUUUGUUUUAAUGCCGACAAAACCUCAUCAACACCGUUUAACAUGUAUCUCUCUCUAUCUCUCUCUUUCUCUCUCCCUUGCUUUAUUCCUGUCACUCUAUCUCUAGUUUCUCAGGGAGGGGACCCCCAGUCCCCUCUCGCCUUCCCUGGACCUAUCCCAUCCCUUUCCCCUGGACCUAAACCCUCUCUUACCUCCUCCUCGUGGUUCUCCCUUGUCCGACUGUUCGGUACAGUAACAGUUCAGAACAAUUCAGUUCAGGUGUUUUGGUCUGUGUCUGUCUGACUUUAUUAGGUGUCCAUUCCUAUUAUUAUUAUUAUUAUUAUUAUUGUUAUUAGAAUCCUUAUCCCUGCAAUGAUUAUAAUGAAGAACCUUCUUGUUGCUGCUGCUAUUCAACAGAACUGGACCUUUCACCAUAGACCUGAAACCUCAAGCAAGCAGGGCGUUUGUUAGCCAAAACCCAACCAACCGAUCAACCUCCUCCAAAACUCAAGCUCGACCUCAGAACCAAUGGUACAAAGCAAAAAAGAAAUCAGACACACAAACACACACAGGCCUCCUCGCAAGACAUUUUGAACUUGGAUUACAAUUUACUGUCAUUUAAAGAACACAAACUCCUGUUGUCUGAGCAGUUAGUUUACCUUUGGGUAAUGUUUGUGUUUUUACUUUCUGAACGGUGAUUCUCUGUUUGUAGGGAGUGUUUCUCUUGUAAUUUCUCUGUGUUUCUGACCGUCCAAGAGCAGGGCUUACAACCCAGACCACCUCCAGUGGUGUUAUUUGACUCAAUGGGGAACACAAUCUAAUCAUACAUCGCCACCAAUGAAAAGUAAAAUCGGGAUUCUCCACAUUCACGAUUACAUAGCAGGACGCUUACAGGCUGCGGUGAUUUAAAAGUGAAUAUUCUUGACUGUGUAUACAUUCGAUAAUGAAUUCAUGGGUGAUGUGGAGGACUUCCUGCCAUCUUAAUAAUGUAGGAUUCUAAUUGGACAGGGCUGUCCCUCUGGUGUUCUGAGUCCAGAGCAUUCAGUCUAAUUCUAGUCACUCUCUUUCUGGUUGGCUGUGUUUUUGAUUUGCCCUUUAACACUAUCUUAACUUUGUUGGCGGGUUGUUGGGCUGUUUCGUGGGUGGACAUCAGUGAAGAGGGCUCUCAUGAUCCCAGCAGGACCUGAGUGUGUUUUUGGUUCCGUCUCCCCAUGCGUCAGUUUAUUAGUGUUGUUCAAAAAGAAAUAGGAGUUCAAAUGAGUAAAAAAUAGAAGAAUAAUGAUCAAAUGAGACCUGCUUUCCCCAAUAGGCUGUUCCUGUUUAACUGUGCAUCAUCUACUUUCACUUUACUUAGUUGGGCUGGUCCUUGCGUCACAGUAAACCUCACAGGAUACACAGUCAUCUGUGAUUCUAGGGGGUGUUAUGGGAAUGUGGUGGGUGUGGGUGGGUGGGGGCAAGGGGCCAGAGGGGAGGGGGGAUUGAACCCCUAAAAUGCACUGACUGCAGAGCUGAUGCUUGUCGACACCCAGGAUGAGGAGAUGGUGCAGGGAUAUUUUUGUUGCAAUGCAGUUGAUAAUCAUAGCAUUCAUAGCCUGGGAUGACGAGAUCAGCACGCCUCAGUGGGGGAGAGGGGGGGAGGUCUGCAUCGCACUGGAACCACAAACCAAGCCAUACUCAUUCACAUUAAUAUGGUAAUGCCCCAACAAGGCCUACUAUUGAUUUGAAAUGUAAAAACAUAAAAAUAAAUGUAAACCACUUCAUGUAUGGAAUGAUAUGUGUUAGGUGUAGAAUCAGGCAUUGUUUUAUUUCAUUUGAAUUGUCCUUUGCUUAGUCUAGCGAGUGAAAGGAUUGCUUUUGUCGGCCGGUUGGAUUGAAGGUAUAGCCUGAAUAGCAAACGAGAAGGAAAAUCACGAACAAAUAUGCAAAAAAAAGCCAACCGGAGUAGUCAAACUCCAUCCCUAUUGGAGGAGGAAGGCAGUGGUCUAUGUUGUCACUGCAGACCGACGUUUGGAAUCCGUAACACACAAGAAAUUGACAAUCGAUUUAUUCCCGGUCCACCAUUGUUAUUAAUUAGCCUGACUGGUAUUUGACCAUCCGUUGAAAGGUGCUCUAAAUUGUCCCUAAGAAAGUAUUUGUUAUUUAUUUUGAGAACUAUAAACCUUCCUCAACUAAAGUGAAUUCCCCCCGCCCUGCUCGGAAUAUAAAGUAGUUUCUCCCUGAUGUAUGGCUUACCAGGUGUCGUAUCUCAGCUGUCUUACGACAGAUCAGUAACUAAGUGUCUCAGCAGAACACUCUACCUCUCUCCCUCAUGCUCAAUUCAGUUUCAGUUCACCAGUUCAUACCUUGGAAGCUUUGGAGGGUGAUCUCCCUGGCUCGGAGGCCCUGUGAUCACCAGUGGGAGCAGACUCCAUAUCAGGGGAGUUCUCGGCUUCCUUUAUAGCAAGCCGGGCAUGCACUGCUGGUUCUGCUACUAUAACACGGUCAUGAAGUACUGGGUAGGAUGGGCUCCGUCACAGAUGGUGUUGUCCCAGAGGCUUUGCUUCAGUUCUUGGUUCCCGUUUGCAUUCUCGACAGAGCAGCUCAGAGCUCAACUUGCUAAAGCUACCCCUAACCCUGACGUCCAUCUCAAGAAAGAAUCUGAAGGAUGCCAUACAAAAAGGCCUUCCCGCUCACCACAUUGAGAGGGUGUGUAGACUGAACUGUCAUUAAUCAGCGUUUUGACAACAACAACCGCCUGACAGCAAAGACUAAAUUCCCUGUAGUUGAGUCCACCCUGAAAAUAGUGGAUCUCUGUUUUCUGAGUGUGAUUAGGGAAGGGUUAUGGUCUGAGUGGAGUGGAUGCUCAUACACUUGGUAAUUCCUGAUUAAUAGCUUAUUAGGCCGAGAAAUAAACCCUGGAGUAUCCGGAGGCCGAAAGGCGGGGCUUACCUGUUUUGGGGCCUUUGGUCUCUAUGUUUCUGACAUUGAGACAUCUUGUCAAGGGUUUCCAAUGCUUUUGGGUUCAGAGUUUCUCCCCAUCUUCAACACUUACUACUUUUUAAAAGAGAAAAUGGCAAAUGACAAUCUCUGGAUAUGUGUAAUUUGCUCACUGGUUAAAUCCAUUCCUUGUCUGUGUGCAGCUCUUGUACACAGUUCUUCUGAGCAUGUUAGCCAUAAGAACAGCCAUCCUCCCACUGACUCAUCAAGAACCUCACAACAGGCCAACAGACAUUUUUAUCUGGUUUCUAUUUUGAAUAUAAUUAUAUUAUUAAUAUUUUUGUUCUUAAUAUAUUUUGUAGUGAAGCAAGUGAAGUGUUUUUUUAGAAUCUAUAUUUUGUACAAUGCUCACCAACACCUCACUGUGUCUGUGCUGAGCGUUCGGAACACCUGUACCAGUACUGACCAGUAUCACUGCUUACCUUGCCCCUAACCCUAACCCAGUACUGACCACUGCUUACCUAACCCUCCCCUAGCCAACGUGUGCUGGGUUCCCUCUGGGAGGUCCUGACCCUCCACCAGAUGCCCACUGAUGGUUCUUACCUGUUCUAAUCAUGUCUGGUGCAACGGUCACAACAGCCAGUGGUCAACUCUUGCCAUAAACGCGUACUGUUAAUAAAACAAGGGAUAUGGGAGACGCGUGAAUCAUAGCUCGCUCGUACAUUGUGCCUUUUCACAUAAUGACCUCAUGUUUGGUGUGUUCUUUUUCUCCACAUCUCUCGCUCAAACACAAAUGAUCUCCGGUCUCGAAAGGUAGUGACAUUAGGAAGUCUCAGUCUGGGAGCAAACAGGGGAAACCCAUCCCCCCACAGCUCAAAGCGUUCCUCACAUGGAUGGCUGAAUCAAACGCAGAGUACAUGUAUAUUUCAGAGGAUCCGGGUGAAGGUCUCGCCUUCAUUUCUCCAUGUCUGAACGGUAAAGCUUUAGUCCCGGUGUCUUGAGCUCGGACGAGAAGCAAAAGGAGCAGUGAUGCUGGUCGGGCCCUUCCCCCCCCCACGCUAACAAGCGAUAACACUUCUGGAAACACAUUGUCUUUGUCGUUGAAUGCACAGCUUUCUGCAUACAUAUAAAACGAAAAAUAAAUGAAAAAUAAAAAAACAAGAGGAGUAGAAUCCUAAGCUUUUUUAUUUUUCUAUCAGGGCGUGAUGUAUAGCUACUACUGUCAAAAUCCAAAAUGGCCACCCAAGCCACUGUUUUACUUUUUAUUUUAUUUUUUAUUUUAUUUUUAUUGUGGUGCUUUGUAUUCCUUUUUUAAUUUUGUUGAUAGCAAUUCCUGUUCUUUUUUUUUUAAGUUGUCUUCUUUGUCCGUCACUGUUACCCAACGUUCUCCUCAAACCGACCGUCUGGGCUCGUUCCAGUUCGACCAAUGGCUCAGCUAUAUCUCCUCAUGAUUUUACUCAGUGAAAGUGUGAUGUUUACAUGUACAGAUUUGUGCAAUUCUUUUUAGGUUGAGUUUCUUUCCAUUUUCCAUGGCAACUCUUUCUUCUCAUCCUCCUAUCUCCAUGUUUCCCCUCCUGUGUUAUGGUCCAACUCCUUCCUUGCAUAUUAAAGGGAAAUGGGACUCUGUCUAAAUGUGCUUAUCACCAUUGUAGAACGAAGCCUAUUGCCAAAGGGGUACCUUGACAUUUGUGGAUCCUGGCCAAUUACUUGUAUUGAACAUUUCUUUCUGAAGUUCAACUUUUUGUUGCAAAGUUCAUAAAUGUCUUAUCAUUUAGCCAGCAUUUGUUGUGAAGACCUUGUGGUUUAUAUUGGUAAACCAAAAUGUAUCGUAGGCAAAAUUAGUGGUUUACGUCGAAGUAUGAAGAUGACAAACCAACUCACACGUUUGUUGGUUGUUGUAUUGUUUCAAUCAUAAUUGUUUUGGGUCACUUGCAUUGUUUUCAUUUGUUUUCCAAAAGGCAACAAAGUUUCAAAAUGACAAAGUUCCCCUUUAAAAACUAUGAUUGUUUGAGCCGGAUGUCAAAAAGUGUGUUGGUUUGGCUCUAGGGGGUGACCUUUAACCUCUCAGCUAGCCUAAGCAAGUCAAUGUGGGGUCACAGCUGGUGUUUCCACAACCCAUUGGAACUAAAUCCUCAGUGAAUGAUAAGCCAUUGUUUGACCCUCAUUGGGUCUCCUUAGUCUAUUAGUAUAUUUAGCUCAACUUUAAUCUGCAGAAGAUGAAAAUCAACCUCAGGAAAUAAUAGGACAUCACUUUUGUAAAACACAGCCCAUUUCCCGCCCUCUUUGAUACCAUAUAAAUUAUAACGGAUUCUUUUUUUAUAAAUGUAUUGUGUUUAUGAUUCUAUAUAACAGUGGAUACCUUUUUCCAGUACCUGUGGAUAAAUAUUUUGAUUCUUUAGAAAAGUGUUAAUAUAUAUGUAAAGCAAACAACAACAAAAAAAAGAUGUUAAAAAUAAGAAUUCUCAAUUUUUUUGUUGUCUACUUGUGAACAGUAUGGGCAAAGUAGGACAAGAACAUAUCACUGAUCAAUGACAACCAACCAAUUAUUGAAAAAUGGAGCUUCUUAUUUUCAUGUGAUGUCACUGCUAGGCUGAAAUCUUUCCAGACUAAAAAAAAGAUGUGACCAUUUUUGUUUUUUUUUCGUUUCUCUCCCAAGUUGUGCGUCACAAAGCUAAUUAUACUAAUAAAACUGUGUGCUAUCUAUCAACAGA